AUAGAGCUCGUUCUGGUUUGGAAGGAUAAGUGAUGUGAUUGCUAAUGCCGGGCAGCUGCGUGAUUUCUGAUGCCGUGCAGCUGCUUAAUUAUUUGCACGUGCUCCUCCCAAACUUUGUUAAUAAAACAUCAUGAUAAGACAUAGAAGGCAUUAGAGAUCAAAAGAAUAUGGAGUGGAGAACCAUUCCUGAAUAUGGAGAACCAUAAGGCUGUUCUAUGUAAAACAGGGGAAGGUUACAGAUUUUUUUCGCCUGUACCUUGCAUCGUGAGAAAUGGUGACAUGCUGUAGGACUACAAGGUUACUCUGUACAUUAUAAACAUUUCAUUUUAUAAUAUUAUGUUCUUAUGUACAUUUUAUAGCCUAUAAUCCAUGUAGCACAUAGCUCAUUAUGUUCAUUUUUCUUAAAUGGACAAUGUUUAGAAUUGUCACGAUUGCUGUUCUAUUAUUAGGGUAAAAGUGUAUACACGCACAUACAGUAUAUAUAAUAUAAAAUAUGUAUAUAUAUAUGUGUGUGUGUAUUCACUUUAUAUAAGUGGUGGGCAUAGAUUCAUUUUUUUAAUCUAGAUUAAAAUGGCUCAUUUGAAUUCUGCCGAAGGCUUUCAGAAUAUGCAGAAUAUGUGUGCUACCCAAAUAAUGACUAAAAACAAGUCUUUGAGAACGGGUUUCUCAAGCCAGGUGGCGCAUUAGACCAGGGGCUCAUCAGCAAAAUGCAUCAUAAACUGCUUGAGAAAGCUGUUCUUCUUUGAUAAUUGGUGAUGAAAAAAAUUAUGUUCAACUCAACUUUAUUCAUAUAGCGCUUUUUACAAUUUUCAUUGUUACAAAAUAGCUGUACAUGAGACACAUUGAAUACUAGUAAAACAACUAAAGGCAUAUACCUGUAAAAACAAGAAAAAGGUGAAAACAACAAAGACAGACAUACAAAUGCUCCACACACACAAUAUGCAUGCAUACUUACACAUAUUGACAUAGACGCACACACACACAAACACACUCGCACACACACACACAGUGAAAUCACACAUUUGAGGUAAAGGAGAGAGAACCACAGGUCAAAUAUUAAACGGACUAUAAAUUCUUAUAUGCAAUAUUAACUUCUGAAUUCUAAAGCAGCCCCCCCGGCCAGGCAAAUAGUGCAAAACAAUAUGCAAACGGUGGCGAGGAACCCAAAACUCCAAUCGAGAAAAAAAACCUCAGGAGAACCCAGGCCCAACCAGGGGAUUCCAGUUCCCCUCUGGCAAAAGCUGCUGCCUCUGCACAAGCUCAACAGUGCUUGCACAACAAGGCUAAAUGAAAAAUAAAUAAACUUAACAAGGUAAAUUAUAGAUUUAAGAUUAUCAUUAACAAUCUAAUAGCAUUUGAAAUGUUGUAGGAAAAUCGUGUCAAGUUGCCGCGUCCUUUAUCCAGCUCUUUCAUCUCAGCUCUUGUCAGGUCACCGCUUCCCAUUCUCAGCUCUGCCAUCAGGUCUGGGCAUGAACUGCAUCCUGCGGUAACCUUGGAACAAAGAGACAAGACUGGCUGAGAGUAGAGUACUGUUCUGCACUCUUUGAUGCAACAAGUACAUCAUUUGUUGUUGGAUGUGUUCCUGGUUCCGGUUGAUCUAAAUAAUGCAGCCUAGAUCCUCUGAGGACUAAUAUUAUGGAAGUGUAUGCAAGAUUAAAAAGACGCGUCUUUAGUCUAGAUUUAAACUGACAGAGUGUGUCUGCCUCCUGGACAGUGCAUGGAAGAAUAUUCCAAAGAUUAGGCGCUAGGUAAGAAAAGGAUCUACCACCUGCACUUGAUUUUGAAAUUCUAGGUAUUACCAACUGACAGGACGCCUGAGAGCGUAAUGCACGUGGAGGACUGUAAUACAAUAGAAGUUCAUUCAAAUACUGCGGCGCUAGACCAUGUUGGGCUUUAUAGGUAAUAAGCAAGAUCUUAAAGUUAAUGCGAUGCUUUAUAGGUAACCAGUGCAAGGUUGAGAAUCUUUUUUGUACAUGUAAGAACUCGAGCUGCCGCGUUUUGAACCAGUUGCAGUUUUUGUAAAAGGCCUGCAGGGCAACCACCUAAAAGUGCAUUACAGUAAUCUAAUCUUGAUGUCAUGAAUGCAUGAAUUCAUUUCUCUGAAUCUGACAGUGACAGCAUAUGACGUAGUUUAGAUAUAUUCUUAAAAGAAAAAAUGCAAUUUUACAGGUAUUGGCGACAUGGCUCUCAAAUGACAGAGUACUAUCGAAUACAACGCCAAGAUUCUUAGCUAACGCCAAGAUUUUAUGGAGCAUUCAUCAAUAGCUAAGCAGUAUUCUUGGUUGUUACGUAUUGCGGUUUUCGGUCCAGUAAGUAACACUUCUGUUUUGUCCGAGUUCAGUAAUAAAAAAUUGUUACUCAUCCAGUUUUUUAAAUCGACAAUGCAUUCCUUUAUUCGAUGGAACUGCUGGGUUUCAUGAGGCUUCGAUGAAAUAUAAAGUUGAGUAUCAUCAGCAUAACAGUGAAAGCUAAUUCUGUGUCGCUCUAUUACAUCUCCUAGAGGUAGCAUGUAUAAUGCGAAGAGCAGAGGCCCCAAGACUGAGCCCUGUGGUACACCGUACUGGACUUGCGAUUUGCGGGACAUCUCAUUGUUUAUUGCUAGAAAAUUGAAAAUGGUCGGAUAAAUAAGACUUAAACCAUUUCAAUGCUAUUCCGGUAAUGCCGACAUAAUUGUCGAGUCUAUGUAGGAGUAUGCUGUGGUCAAUUGUGUCAAAUUUAGCCCUAAGGUCUAGCAGCACCAAUAACGAAAUACAACCUCGGUCAGAUGCUAAAAGCAGAUCAUUUGUAACUCUGAUCAAUAUAUUUGUCGCUGUUGUCGUCAGUUUGAAUUAUAAGUUUUGAUCGAUUAAUGUGAUUUUUGAAUAACAAUAACUUGUCUUUAUGCUUUUCUGCAUAUUCUUUCUUAUUUUAGUUAUGUAUACAGUAUGUGAUGCUUAGAGUAUCACUCUGUGUGCAAUGAUUUUUUUUACCUGUGAAUAUGAACAAAUCCCAGAUGAGUCACACCUUACAGACACACCUGUUUUGCGUAGACCUCUCACACAAAGAGCCACUAAACUAUUUAGGUUCUUCAUUCUAGAGAAAACAAAACUUAACUGCAGUCAGUUCAUCUCUGUCAGUUUGUAAAUAUACAGGGAAAUGGCAGAAGGCGUUUUUUUUCAGAACCAGGUCAGAUGUUCAAUAUGUCUGGAUGUACCUUCAGAUCCAGUGAACUUUCUCUGUGGACACAGUUACUGUAUAUGCUGUAUUCAAGACUCUUGGAAUGAUUUGACAGGAGGCUUCAGCUGCCCUCAGUGCCAACACACUCCAGGACCCGCUUUCGAAAACACUGUGUUUGAUGAAGUUUUGGAUGGACUACACACAAUGAAUCUCCAAAGUGCUCGUCUUGUUCAAAGUAACACUGAAUCUGAAGCUGUUGAGUGUGACGUCUGUACUGGGAAGAAAAACAAAGCUGUCAAGUCCUGUCUGAAGUGUCUGAAGUCUUACUGUCAGAAUCAUCUUCGACUGCAUGAAAUGUUUUUCCAAUCUAACAAGCACAGUUUGAUAAAUCCCACUAGACAACUCAAUGAGACGAUAUGCUCAAAACAUAGAAGACAUCUGGAAAUCUUCUGCCGCACAGACCAGCAGUGUAUAUGUUGUCUGUGUUUGACGGAAGAACAUACAAAUCAUGAAAUUGUAGCAGCUGAAGCAGAGAGGACCGAGAAACAGAGGCAUUUGAGAGAGACACAAAGAAAUGUUCAGCAGAGAAUCCAGGAGAGGGAGAAGGAACUUCUGGAGCUAAGAAAGGUUGCAGAGUCUUAUAAGCACUCUGCACAGACAGCAGUGGAGGACAGUGAGAGGAUCUUUAUUGAGCUGAUCCGCUCCAUCGAGAGACAUCGCUCUGAGGUGACAAAGCUGAUCAGAGCUCAGGAACAGGCUGCAGUGAGUCAAGCUGAAAGUCUCUGGCAGCAACUACACCAGGAGAUUGUCGAUCUGAAGAGGAGAAACACUGAACUGGAGCAGCUGUCACACACAGACAAUCUCAUUCAAUUCCUGCAGAGUUUCCAGUCGGUCUCUGCAGCUCUUGAAUCUCCAGUCUCACACAACAUUACGGUCAGUCCUCUGCUCUCUUUUGAUGAUGUGAGAAAAUCUGUCUCUCAACUAAAAGAAAAACUGGAGAACUUCUUUAAGGAAGAGACAGAAAGGAUAUCUGAUAGAGUUACACAUAUCAUAUUUAUUCGCCCUAAUGAACCCAAGACCAGAAAGGAGUUCUUACAAUAUUUCCGUCAGUUUACAUUGGAUUCGAACACAGUGAAUCGCUGUCUCCUUCUGUCUGAUGGGGACAGAAAAGCUACUGACACUAAUAUUCAUCAGCAAUAUCCUGAUCAUCCAGAGAGAUUUGAAUACUGUGCUCAGGUGUUGGGUAAAGAGAGUGUGAAUGGAUGUUGUUACUGGGAGGUUGAGUGGAGUGGGAAUGCUGGUGUGUAUAUAUCAGUGGCAUAUAAGACUAUCAGCAGGAAGAGUAAUGAAGAUGAGAGUUCAUUUGAACGCAGUAAUCAGUCCUGGGGUGUGUACUGCCGUCCCUCCAGUAUCUCCCCUUUAUCCAUCCAACCCUCUCUACUGAAUUUCAAAUUACCUGUAAUGUUGGCCAAUGUGAACACUGGAUUCGAUACUAAUCUAUUUCAAGCUUUAGUCAGUCAACCAACAUGGACAGGUGGGCAGUCUAUAUCUGUGCGUAAUAGUACAUCGGCUGAUUUCCCUGUGUCCUCCAGCAGUUCUAGAAUAGGAGUAUAUGUGGAUCAAAGAGCAGAAACUCUGUCCUUCUACAGCAUCUCUGACACAAUGACACUCAUCCACAGUAUUCAGACCACAUUCUCUCAACCUCUCUAUCCUGGGUUUACUGUGUAUAAAGGAUCUACAGUUACACUGUAUAAUCCCACAAAAUAGAACUUUUUCUAUUUUGAAACGAGAUUUUACAACUAUUAUGUUAAGAGCUUUACUGUAUGCUUUUAUUUGAUUUUACAAAUGUAUUUUUUUUAUUGGAUUUGGUCUUAAAUUACUCUAUCAAGACUGUCACCUAGAUUAACACAAUAUGGUCUUUAUUGUAUCAUUUAAUAGCUCUUUCCGAUAUUACUUGGGCAUCGAUUUAAAAUCCAUUAAAUUUUCCAUUGUGUUU
Molecule: messenger RNA, 5152 nt
Organism: Triplophysa dalaica
Lineage: Eukaryota; Metazoa; Chordata; Actinopteri; Cypriniformes; Nemacheilidae
Product: tripartite motif-containing protein 16-like
Exons: 6
Coding region: 3136-4923 (595 amino acids)
Molecular function (GO): zinc ion binding; protein binding
Source: RefSeq, a predicted model, not a curated record